GACAGCCAGGAGUUCCACUGCGCAGGCGCGAGCUUUCUCUGCGCAGACCAGCAGGCUCCACCCCCUUCUUUUUCCAAUUCAGCCACCACGGGAUACAGAACUGUCGUGCGUAUGCCUUCUGUGGCGUCCUCGCUUUGCGGCCGCUGCUUCUCCACGGCUCUCCCCUUCCCCCGCUCCUCUCCCUGACGGCUUACUUUGCGGCAGCGCCGAAAGCCCCACCCCCUUUCUCUGCGGAAUCACCAUGGCGGCUGGGACCCUGUACACAUAUCCUGAAAACUGGAGGGCCUUCAAGGCUCUCAUUGCUGCUCAGUACAGCGGGGCUCAGGUCCGCGUGCUCUCCGCACCACCCCACUUCCACUUUGGCCAAACCAACCGCACCCCUGAAUUUCUCCGUAAAUUUCCUGCAGGCAAGGUUCCAGCAUUUGAGGGUGACGAUGGAUUUUGUGUGUUCGAGAGCAAUGCCAUUGCCUACUAUGUGAGCAAUGAGGAGCUGCGGGGAAGUACUCCCGAGGCAGCAGCCCAGGUGGUGCAGUGGGUGAGCUUUGCUGAUAGCGACAUAGUGCCCCCAGCCAGUACCUGGGUCUUCCCCACCUUGGGCAUCAUGCACCACAACAAGCAGGCCACAGAGAAUGCAAAGGAGGAAGUGAGGCGAAUUCUGGGCCUACUGGAUGCUCACUUGAAGACGAGGACUUUCCUGGUGGGCGAACGUGUGACGCUGGCUGACAUCACAGUUGUUUGCACCCUGUUGUGGCUCUAUAAACAGGUCCUGGAGCCUUCUUUCCGCCAGGCCUUCCCCAAUACCAACCGCUGGUUCCUCACCUGCAUUAAUCAGCCCCAGUUCCGGGCUGUCUUGGGGGAGGUGAAACUCUGUGAGAAGAUGGCCCAGUUUGAUGCUAAAAAGUUUGCAGAGAGCCAGCCUAAAAAGGACACCCCACGGAAAGAGAAAGGUUCUCGGGAAGAGAAGCAGAAGCCCCAGGCUGAGCGGAAAGAGGAGAAAAAGGCUGCUGCCCCUGCUCCUGAGGAGGAGAUGGAUGAAUGUGAACAGGCAUUGGCUGCUGAGCCGAAGGCCAAGGACCCCUUCGCUCACCUGCCCAAGAGUACCUUUGUGUUGGACGAAUUUAAGCGCAAGUACUCCAAUGAGGACACACUCUCUGUGGCCCUGCCGUAUUUUUGGGAGCACUUUGAUAAGGAUGGCUGGUCUCUGUGGUACGCUGAGUACCGCUUCCCUGAAGAGCUCACCCAGACUUUCAUGAGUUGCAACCUCAUCACUGGAAUGUUCCAGCGGUUGGACAAACUGAGGAAGAAUGCCUUUGCCAGUGUCAUCCUCUUUGGAACCAAUAACAGCAGCUCCAUUUCUGGAGUCUGGGUCUUCCGAGGCCAGGAGCUUGCCUUUCCGCUGAGUCCAGAUUGGCAGGUGGACUACGAGUCCUAUACCUGGCGGAAACUGGAUCCUGGCAGCGAGGAGACCCAGACGCUGGUUCGAGAGUACUUUUCCUGGGAGGGGGCCUUCCAGCAUGUGGGCAAAACCUUCAAUCAGGGCAAGAUCUUCAAGUGAACAUCUCUUGCUGUCGCCUAGUUGCCUGUACCUGCCCUUCAGGGAGAUGGGGGUCAUUAAAGGAAACUGAACAUUGAA
Molecule: messenger RNA, 1633 nt
Organism: Enhydra lutris kenyoni (northern sea otter)
Lineage: Eukaryota; Metazoa; Chordata; Mammalia; Carnivora; Mustelidae
Product: eukaryotic translation elongation factor 1 gamma
Exons: 10
Coding region: 242-1555 (437 amino acids)
Biological process (GO): translational elongation
Cellular component (GO): nucleus; cytoplasm
Molecular function (GO): translation elongation factor activity
Source: RefSeq, a predicted model, not a curated record